Molecule: messenger RNA, 937 nt
Organism: Juglans regia (Persian walnut)
Lineage: Eukaryota; Viridiplantae; Streptophyta; Magnoliopsida; Fagales; Juglandaceae
Exons: 3
Coding region: 158-691 (177 amino acids)
Source: RefSeq, a predicted model, not a curated record
UACAAAUUAUUCUGGUUCUCCUAAAACAAACAGUGGGAAGCAAAUUGGGGCGAUCUGAAAAGUUCAAACAACAGUGACAAAACUAGAUGGUGGUACGCUGAAUCGCAGAUAGGUGAUCGAGAAAGUGUUGACACGGAAAAGAAUUUGGGAAGCGAAUAUGAGCGACGAAGCUCCAAAGCUUUACGCCAACAAACCCAAAAAAGCACAAGCGAAACAAUUUCAAGAGCAGCAACAAAAAGCCCACGAGUUUUCUUCACCAUCGUCGUCGUCCUCAUCAAUGGGGCCUCAGUCUUCAGUUCCGCCACCUCAGCGCCCAAAAGAGUCACUUGCUCGGCGUUACAAGUUCCUCUGGCCCACGCUUUUGGCUGUGAAUCUUGCUGUUGGAGCAUACGUCUUUAUGAGUACAAAGAAGAAAGACACAGGUGUUGUGGAAGAAGUUGCGAUUCCAGCUUCAACAAAGGCUGCUACAACUGCUCCUGCUGCUGAAAAACCCUUACCUUUGCCAACCAUAACAGAGUCUGUGAAGUCAAGGAAACCAGUUCCAGAGGAUCAGCAGCGUGAACUUUUCAAGUGGUUAUUGGAAGAGAAGAGGAAGGUUAAAUCAAAAGAUCCCGAAGAAAAGAAGCGCAUUGACGAAGAGAAAGCCAUUCUCAAACGGUUUAUUCGAGCAAAAUCUAUCCCAAGUGUCUAAUUAUUCAACAGCUGUUCUCAAAUUUACAGAUUACUAGAAAUGAUUUUAUUUUGUAUUUUUUCAUGUUAAUUGUCAUGGUGUUUUAUAGUUGGGUUGAAGAUUAAUGCUGGAAUUUCAUCUGAUUCCAUCUAAGUUCUUGAAGUCGUGAAGUGCAAUACAAGGAUAAUGUUGAUGCUGAUCAGUAAAACAUAGAACCAACUUCUAUCUUCCCUGCUCUGCUAAUAGACCUGUAUGUGGUCCGACCAA